This is a messenger RNA of Ooceraea biroi (clonal raider ant), 1552 nucleotides long. Its product is annotated as tRNA pseudouridine(38/39) synthase. Gene Ontology annotation, biological process: tRNA pseudouridine synthesis; mRNA pseudouridine synthesis. Gene Ontology annotation, molecular function: pseudouridine synthase activity; RNA binding. The record is from RefSeq and is a predicted model, not a curated record. Lineage: Eukaryota; Metazoa; Arthropoda; Insecta; Hymenoptera; Formicidae. Gene Ontology annotation, cellular component: nucleus; cytoplasm.
GUUAAUGUGCACGUGUAUCGCGCAUACUUAACCUAUAUUCGACAACAUAACCUGCGAACGUAUUCUCGUUUACUAUCCCUUGAAUCCAUACAUUUUAACAUUCCAGAUUAUUCUUCUCAGUAAUUUAUAUUAUAUUCUACAAACAAUACAGUUAUGGCAAAAGUUUUACGAAAACGAGUUAAAGCAAGGAAACACGCGAGAGAAGAAUUAGAACUACUCGAUAAAUCGCAAUUAAUUGAUAGAAUAUUGCAACUGGAAGCUCACAACGAGCAGCUCAAAGUAUUGAUCACGAGAACUGCAGAUUCUAAAUUGAACAAAAACACGCCUGAGCGCGUAAAAAAGCCUUUCAAUUUUUCACGAUCUCACAAAAGACACAUUCUCUUGAAAUUAUAUUAUCUUGGUUGGGAUUAUCAUGGGUUUACUGUACAAGAGGAUAAUAAUGAUACUAUCGAGCACCACUUAUUCGCAGCUUUAUUAAAAAGUUGUUGCAUAGAGUCCCGUGAAAGCGCCAACUAUCACCGAUGUGGACGAACCGACAAGGGCGUUAGCUCAUUUUCACAAGUGAUCUCAUUGGACAUACGCAGUAGAUUGGAGCCGGAGAAUCAGGGUAACUUGUUAGAUGAGUUACCUUACUGUAAAAUAUUAAACCGAUUGCUGCCUACAAAUAUAAGAUGUACAGCGUGGUGUCCGGUCCCUCCAAAUUUCUCCGCAAGAUUUGAUUGCAGCUACAGAAGGUACAAAUAUUUCUUUCCAAGGGGCAAUCUAAAUAUAGAUGCCAUGGACAAAGCCGUGAAGUAUGCCAUAGGAGACUACGACUUUCGUAACAUUUGUAAAAUGGAUGUAGCGAAUGGUAUAGUCAACUUCAAGAGAACCAUUAUCGAUGCAAAGGUGUCCAUAAGUACGCAGAGCGCAGCAAAGUGCACAGGUUACGAUAUGUGCAAAUUGGAAAUCACGAGUCAAGCCUUCCUCUGGCAUCAAAUACGUUGCCUAAUGGGCAUUUUGUUGUUGGUCGGCCAGGGAAAAGAGGAGCCCGAGAUAAUUCUGAAACUUCUGGACAUCGAGACCUGUCCACAAAAGCCGCAAUAUAAUAUGGCACACGAGGUCCCUUUGAAUCUCUGGUAUUGCGAUUAUAAAGAUGCACAGUGGUUUGUCGAUAAAACUGAGCUGACAAACAUCAUCAAGACGUUACAACAAGACUGGGCGCUUAAUGCUAUAAAAUCUACAAUGACUAAAAAUAUGUUGAUGGAAUUGGAAAGUAUGGUCGAUUGUGUAAACACCGAUUUUCAAAGUAAUUGUCUACUUCUAGGAGUACAAUCGAAAGUAUAUCAGCCACUAAUGAAACGAGAAAUGUGUGAGAGUUUGGAAAAUAAGAUCAAACAUUACGAAAAGAAACGGAAACUCGAGAUCACACAUUCCGAUGUUACGUAGCAUACGCCUAUGCUAAUCACAGGAUUUCCAAUGUAUUAUACAUGUACUAAUAUUCUUUUUUAAAUAUACGUGUUUCUUGUAAAUAAAUAUUACAAAUAUAUGGCGCCUUAAGUUAAUGUACGGA